Durotheca rogersii is the source of this 1361-nucleotide messenger RNA. RefSeq lists its product as uncharacterized. Gene Ontology annotation, cellular component: nucleus. The transcript has 3 exons. The record is from RefSeq and is a predicted model, not a curated record. Gene Ontology annotation, biological process: regulation of transcription by RNA polymerase II. Lineage: Eukaryota; Fungi; Ascomycota; Sordariomycetes; Xylariales; Xylariaceae. The coding region runs from base 1 to 798 and encodes 265 amino acids. Gene Ontology annotation, molecular function: DNA-binding transcription factor activity, RNA polymerase II-specific; RNA polymerase II transcription regulatory region sequence-specific DNA binding.
AUGUCAUUCACCUGCGGGACUUGCUGGCGCGACUUCUACUCUGAAGGCUCUCGCGAGCAGCACCUCGACGCGCGGGGCCAUGGAAUCCCGGAGCACGAGUGUGAUAGGUGCCCGAAAUACUUCGGAUCGCGGGCAGCCGUUGUGCAGCACAUGAACGACAAGAACCAUUGGAAGUAUCAGUGCGGGAACUGUGUCGAAACCUGGCCCACCCAGGAAGCCCUGGUAGACCACGAGAUAGGCACUCACUUGUUCUGCUCGAACUGCCAACGAUAUUUCACCAGCUCCAACAAUAUCAAGAUGCAUCUCAACUCCCAUAUUCACCGCGGCUUCAACGUCCAUUGCCCAUUCUGCACCAAGAGCUACGCCACUGCUGGCGGACUCUCACACCAUCUCGAGAAUGGAUCCUGCACUAGGGCCCCGCAACUGGACCGCGACACCUUCUAUAACCUUGUCCGGUCCAAGGAUCCCAACGGUCUCAUAUCUAAAAACCUGAUCGGCUGGCAUGGCUCUGCGACGUACGAGGCCAACGACCUGGCUUGGAACGGGAUGGCGUGGGAGUGCUACUUCUGCCAUGGAAGGUUCAGAUCACGACACAGCCUCAACCAGCAUCUAGCUUCGCCCGCUCACCAGCAGGCGCUCUACCACUGCCCCCUGCGCGGAACCUGCGGCCGAGAGUUCACCACGUUUGCCGGCCUCAUGAACCACCUCGAGAGCGAGAGCUGCGGGUACACGCGCUUUGAGAAUGUGCAGGUGAUCGCCGAGAAUCUUGUCAGAAGUGACAGGCGCAUCGGUUUCUAAUAGGCCGAGGCGCCGGCCUCUUUCGAGGGCGAGAGGGAAGAGAAAAGGGGUUCCAUAUCCCCCGCCAAGAUCCUAAGGCCCCGGACGUAGGAUGGUGAUGGUGUUUUUCACGUGGUUCUGUCUGACUCGAUUAGCCAUGCCUGUUUAUUUCUCGAGCGGGAUAGGGGAGGAAUGGGACUUUGGUUUUAUUUUCUUUCCGUUUUCUCUGGCGAGGCGCCAUCGGAGGUGCUAUUAUAUGCCCGGAUAUUGUCUCCCGUUGUGAGGUUCAGGAGGGGGGGGACUAUCCCAAACAGAGUCGAGCAUCCUGAUGCCAGUUGGCACUUGAGCUCGUGUCUAGAUGAUACACGUUCAACCACCCGCCCGACCUUUUUGUCUCGGGGAUGGGGGGACCAACGGGGAUUGGCCAGCUCGACUAACUCCGGACACAGAUUCGUAGUCGUUUCAUUUUCUUGUCGCGUCUCACUCUUUCGACGUGGUUUUAACCUCCCAUAGCGAUAUCGUGUCAGCUCUAUGACCUCUAGUCGGGAACUACAGAUAAUAAUGCUUUGCAAGACAGCGGAGUU